Molecule: messenger RNA, 2274 nt
Organism: Mandrillus leucophaeus (drill)
Lineage: Eukaryota; Metazoa; Chordata; Mammalia; Primates; Cercopithecidae
Gene: SCARF2
Product: scavenger receptor class F, member 2
Exons: 12
Molecular function (GO): scavenger receptor activity
Source: RefSeq, a predicted model, not a curated record
AUGGGCCACGACCGUGCAUCCGAGGUCCACAGCCGGGCCAUUCUACCUCCUCUGCAUCUCUCCCAUCCGUCCCUACGGAGACCCCUUGCCCCAGGCCUCGGGUCCGGACCAGUCUACCACAGGCCUCAAGCAUCCUGCUCGGUCCGCCCCUUGCAAGUUUUGAGUGCGCAGGAGUGCGCAGGGGGAGCUGACCGCACAUCUCAGCACUACAAGGACUUCGCAGUGGGGUACUGUGGAGUUGGCUUUCGGCCUCGACCUGGGCUGUCUGAGGGCCUCACUCCCUUAGCCGGUUCCGAGGCGCUGGGGGCGGGGGUGGGCUUGCGGAUUCGCGGCCGUGUCCCCCAUCCGUCUUCCCGUCCCGGGCCUGGCUACGCAGUGGGCGCGCGGGGGCGGCUGCUUCGGGAGAUGUUUCGGGAGCGGACGGAAAGGCGCGGGAACCGGGGAUUCCUCGGGCCCGGGACCAGGGAUGGGGGUCCGGUGCCAGGCUCUAACUGUCCGGAGCCUGAGAGCCCUUUGCUCCCGCUCCCCUUGUCUGCAGACCUCCCAGGAAGCUCCUGCUCCAGGAACCGAGAGCCCGGCUCCCAGGUGCCCAUGUGCUGCGCUGGCUGGAGGCAGCAAGGGGACGAGUGUGGGAUUGCGGUGUGCGAAGGCAACUCGACGUGCUCGGAGAACGAGGUGUGCGUGAGGCCUGGCGAGUGCCGCUGCCGCCACGGCUACUUCGGUGCCAACUGCGACACCAAGUGCCCGCGCCAGUUCUGGGGCCCCGACUGCAAGGAGCUGUGUAGCUGCCACCCACACGGGCAGUGCGAGGACGUGACAGGCCAGUGUACUUGUCACGCGCGGCGCUGGGGCGCGCGCUGCGAGCAUGCGUGCCAGUGCCAGCACGGCACGUGCCACCCGCGGAGCGGCGCGUGCCGCUGUGAGCCCGGCUGGUGGGGCGCGCAGUGCGCCAGCGCGUGCUACUGCAGCGCCACGUCGCGCUGCGACCCACAGACCGGCGCCUGCCUGUGCCACGCAGGCUGGUGGGGCCGCAGCUGCAACAACCAGUGCGCCUGCAACUCGUCUCCCUGCGAGCAGCAGAGCGGCCGCUGUCAGUGCCGCGAGCGUACGUUCGGCGCGCGCUGCGAUCGCUACUGCCAGUGCUUCCGCGGCCGCUGCCACCCUGUGGACGGCACGUGUGCCUGCGAGCCGGGCUACCGCGGCAAGUACUGUCGCGAGCCGUGCCCCGCCGGCUUCUACGGCUUGGGCUGUCGCCGCCGGUGUGGCCAGUGUAAGGGCCAGCAGCCGUGCACGGUAGCCGAGGGCCGCUGCUUGACGUGCGAGCCUGGCUGGAACGGAACCAAGUGCGACCAGCCUUGCGCCACCGGUUUCUAUGGCGAGGGCUGCAGCCACCGCUGUCCGCCGUGCCGCGACGGCCAUGCCUGUAACCAUGUCACCGGCAAGUGUACGCGCUGCAACGCGGGCUGGAUCGGCGACCGGUGCGAGACCAAGUGUAGCAAUGGCACCUACGGCGAGGACUGCGCCUUCGUAUGCGCCGACUGCGGCAGCGGCCACUGCGACUUUCAGUCGGGGCGCUGCCUGUGCAGUCCUGGCGUCCACGGGCCCCACUGUAACGUGACGUGCCCGCCCGGACUCCACGGCGCGGACUGUGCUCAGGCCUGCAGCUGCCACGAGGAUUCGUGCGACCCGGUCACUGGUGCCUGCCACCUAGAGACCAACCAGCGCAAGGGUGUGAUGGGCGCGGGCGCGCUGCUCGUCCUUCUCGUCUGCCUGCUGCUGUCGCUGCUCGGCUGCUGCUGCGCUUGCCGGGGCAAGGACCCUGCGCGCCGGUAAGCCCAGAUACUGCCCCGCUUUCGCCUGGGUUCAGGCCGCACCCUCUCGGUGCCACCGGACCCAGAUCCAACUCUUCCCCGCCCCCGCCACGGACGUGGCCCCGCCCCUUCUGUGCUCCUGGCCCACCACGACCUGGAUAACACACUCAACUGCAGCUUCCUGGAGCCACCCUCAGGGCUGGAGCAGCCCUCACCAUCCUGGUCCUCUCGGGCCUCCUUCUCCUCGUUUGACACCACUGACGAAGGCCCUGUGUACUGUGUACCCCAUGAGGCCGGAAACUCUCCUGACUGCCAGCCCCGCCUGCUCCUGCGGGAGGUUGAGGGAGACGGAGGGAGCGCCCCGCGCAGAUCCCCCGCCCCCAAGCCAGACCCUGCUGCCUGGCCCUCGAUGUGUGACCAUCUGUGCCCCAAGGCCUCCCUGCUCUUGACCCGCCUACCCUGA